Colias croceus (clouded yellow) is the source of this 1014-nucleotide messenger RNA. Its product is annotated as serine protease 27-like. The coding region runs from base 178 to 906 and encodes 242 amino acids. The record is from RefSeq and is a predicted model, not a curated record. The transcript is spliced from 5 exons. Lineage: Eukaryota; Metazoa; Arthropoda; Insecta; Lepidoptera; Pieridae. Gene Ontology annotation, biological process: proteolysis. Gene Ontology annotation, molecular function: serine-type endopeptidase activity.
UAUCAAAUAAAUUGUGAAGAUUAUGAUGAAGAAAGUAAUGAUAAUACAAGCGCAUCAGUAGAUUCUGAAAGUAAUGAAGUUUACAAUAGUAGUGUUUGGGAAAAACCAAAGAGAGUUUUAACUAAGGAGAUAGUAACUAGCGAAAAGAGGAAUAGUGUUACAAAUCCACCAAAGGUCAUGAACAGCCAAAACAUAAGGAGCUCCAGUUAUCCAUUCUCCGUCUCAAUUCAGAAGAAACAGUCACACUACGCGUCUGGUGCUCUGAUUGACUCCAAGUGGAUACUCACAGCUGCUGGAGAUUUUUAUAACGUUCGUGAAUCCAUCAAACUAUUUCGAGCUCGUCUCGGCUCAGUGAAUUGCAAGAAAGGAGGCAUUCUAGUAGCCCUAAAAGGUGUCGAAGUUCAUCCUAUGUACACGUAUAAGGAACCACAAUAUGACAUCGCUUUAGUACGACUAGCACAGCCCGUGGCUUUCACUGAACACAUUAAACCUAUAGCUAUAUCAUCAGCGGUAGAAAUUGCUUCUGGAAAGUUCUACACGACGUAUUGGCCAAGGCUUAUUGUCAACAACCAAGUUCUGCCAGCAUCAGCGAAAGAAAGAUUAAAACACAACAGUAUGCGAGUGUCCACGCAAAAGUUGAUACCUUGGAAGAAAUGCCACAGAAUGCUCUCAAAUUCGAACAAGAGUCUCGAACAUUCGACGUCAUGUUUGGAACCCAUUGUGACACAUCACAGCCUAUGUAUUCCAGACGUCGGAGCUCCAAUAAUAGCAGAUGACUCUCUCUGGGGCAUCACUUCUGGGUGGAUAUCUGACACAUGCCUCAACCAUCCAGGUCCGACGUUAUUUACUAGAGUCUCACAGGAAAAUACGCGGUUCUGGCUUGAUUCCAUUACAUUGGAAACUUGAUUCUAUUGGUGUUUUAUACAUGGAGAAAUUUAUUAUAGUAGGCACUGUAUUAUCAAAUCUCUUUAUUUCAAAAACCCGGUUGCUUGCUCAAAACAGAAGGGAAAAAAA